AUGUCAAACAUACUGACGGGAUGUUGCGGCGGCGCACGCGCUGGCCACGAACUUAAAGCCGCCGCUCAAAUCUCCAAACAAUCCAUUCAGAGUUUAUUCACCGAGCAGAGCGCUUUCCUGGAUCAGUUUUUCCAAACUCUCGAUUUCGAGGAAACCGCGAAGUUUUGCCAGAAGGUUUUAGAUUGCAAAGGGACGACGCUAUUCACAGGGAUCGGGAAAUCGUCGUACAUCGCGAAGAAAGUGUGCCAGACGUUAGUUUCCACGGGAACGAGAGCGAUACAUUUAGCGCCAGUGGAUGCGUUACACGGAGAUAUUGGGAACGUGAACGAAGGCGAUAUUGUGGUGUUGUUCUCAAAGUCGGGAACGACGGAGGAGUUGGUGAACUUGGUUCCGUACGCGAAAGCGAAGGGUGGUUUCUUGGUUGCGGCUACGGCGAAUAAGGAAAGCCAACUGGCGAAGUUGUGCGACAUGCACGUGACGAUUCCAGCGCCAGGAGAGUUGCAGCCGUUCGAGAAAGGAUCGAGCUCGGUCGGGACGAGCGAGAGUCGGGUUUCGCCUCCCGUGACGUAUACGGCGUUGCAGAUGAUGUUUGGGGACACGUGUGCGGUGUAUAUUAUGCAGGCGAGAGGCUUGACGCAGGACGAGUACGCGAUGAAUCAUCCCGCGGGGAGAAUUGGGAAGCGAUUGGUGUUGAGGGUGCAGGACGUGAUGAGGAAGAUUGAGAGUUUGCCGACGGUAUCUCCCGAGGAGAAAGGAUUGGAGGUUUUGGUGAAAAUGGCCGGGGAUACGAAAGGGUGUGGGUGCUUGUUGGUAGUGGAUAAAGACAUGACACUGUUAGGGACGUUUUCAGAUGGAGAUUUAAGACGAGCGACGGUGGCGAAAGGUGCGGAAGUGAGUAACUUGCUGGUGAAGGAUUUGAUGAACUAUAACAAAGCGUUCCCGAGGUGUUGCGAGGCGGAACAGAUGGCGUACGAGGCGCAAAUGAGCAUGAACUUGAACGGCAAGAUGGUGGAUUAUUUACCAGUCAUCAGUGGGGAUGGGAAGAAGACGUUGUUUGGGUUGAUUACGAUUGAAUCGUUAUCAGAAGCCGGGAUGUAA
Messenger RNA from Bathycoccus prasinos, 1098 nucleotides. Its product is annotated as KpsF/GutQ family protein. The transcript has a single exon. Gene Ontology annotation, biological process: carbohydrate derivative metabolic process. Bases 1 to 1098 code for a protein of 365 amino acids. Gene Ontology annotation, molecular function: carbohydrate derivative binding. Lineage: Eukaryota; Viridiplantae; Chlorophyta; Mamiellophyceae; Mamiellales; Bathycoccaceae. The record is from RefSeq and is a predicted model, not a curated record.